Messenger RNA from Panicum hallii, 855 nucleotides. Its product is annotated as cell number regulator 10-like. Lineage: Eukaryota; Viridiplantae; Streptophyta; Magnoliopsida; Poales; Poaceae. The record is from RefSeq and is a predicted model, not a curated record. The transcript has a single exon. Bases 95 to 592 code for a protein of 165 amino acids.
GACUUGACUCCGAGCAAACACACGGCAGCUGCUCUAGUGCUCUGUACUUUCCGCUCGCUCUCCACCCUCCACCCGGCGGCCGCCGAUCGAGACUAUGUAUCCGGCCAAGCCCAGCGAUCCGGCGCCGGAGCCGGUGACCGGCUUCCCCGUCGGCGGCGUCCCCGGCGCUCCGGCGGCGAGCCAGUGGUCCUCGGGUCUCUUCGACUGCUUCGACGACUGCGGCCUCUGCUGCCUGACGUGCUGGUGCCCGUGCAUCACGUUCGGUCGCGUCGCCGAGGUCGUGGACCGCGGCGCGACGUCGUGCGGGGCGAGCGGGGCGCUGUACGCGCUGCUGGCCUACCUCACGGGGUGCCAGUGGAUCUACUCCUGCACCUACCGCGCCAAGCUGCGCGCCCAGUUCGGCCUCCCCGAGAACCCCUGCUGCGACUGCUGCGUCCACUUCUGCUGCGAGCCCUGCGCGCUCUGCCAGCAGUACAAGGAGCUCAAGGCACGCGGAUUCGACCCAGACCUCGGGUGGGAACUCAACGCCCAGAGAGCCAACGCCGGCGGCGCCGCCAUGUACCCGCCCGCCGCACAAGGCAUGGGCCGCUGAACUCAUUCAUCGAUCUUGAUCUCAUCUCAUCCGUGCUGAGGAUCAUCAGUCGACGAGUUUAUUUGCUUCCAAUUCGUGCAUGGUGAAUUGUUAUGUACUGCUGUGUGUUAUUUGUGUGUGCGUUUGAUUUCUUUGUUCCAUGCUUUGGAAUAAAAAGAAUGUCAAUUAAGUGGUUCCCAAUUCAAACGUAGUGUUGCUCAAGUGCUAAUCUCCCUGUCAUCGGAAGGAAGUAAAAAAGAAAUGCUAAUAACAGUUUAACUUCA